AUGGUGGAUGAGAGAUACCUGCAAAAAUUGAUUGCACAGGCAAAAGUCCAUGACCAAGAUCCACAAGAUCACCAGCAACCUUCUCCUGCAAGAAAACGCUCGGCCGAUGUGGCUUUUGGCCCUCGCUCGGAAGCCGACACGAGCCAUGCUAGUAAGGAUUAUAGAACUCGCAACAUAUGGGAUCUUACUGAAGAAACAGUUCCAGUGAGCGCAGUGCCUCACCAAGACGAACUACCUCCUUACCAGCCAGUUGACCAAGGGCGCUGCGUUUGGGCCAACCCAUUCACACUGCCGUCGAGAACAGUCAAUGGUCUUUACAAAGGCAAGAGUGGCUGGAUCUGGCUUGCGCCGACGUCACUGUGGUCUCUGACUACUCGACUAUCAUUGAUGCUAGCUGAGAACUUACACCCGGAGAUUCCAUACCGAUUUCCGAGCUCUCUAAACAAGGAGAUAUAUCCAAUGCGCUGGAGGCCUGCCCCCAUUGAAGACCCUCCUGACAUAAGUGGACUGCCUUCGGCCGAUGAUGCACUAUAUCAGUUCAACACCGUGAAACACCAUCUCGAUCAGCAUUAUCGAUUCUUCGAUGAAGAGUCUUUUACACGCCACCUAGAUGAGUUUUACGCGGGUAAUUCACUUCAAAAGGCUACUGAAAACCGACUCUGGUUUGUGCACUUUCUGCUUGUCCUCGCCUUUGGCAAUGCGUUUCUCCUCCGCUCUCGGAGCACCAAAGACCCGCCGGGGUCUAGAUUCUUCUUGCGGGCUAUGUCCCUUCUGCCCGAUUAUGCAAAUCUGUGGACCGAUGGUCUGCUAGCUGUUGAAGUUCUGGCUCUCGCUGGGCUCUAUCUUUAUUGCAUUGACCAUCGGGAGUCGGCGCACGUAUAUAUUGGCCAGGCUAUUAGAAUUGCCCAGCUCGAUGGCUUACACACUGAGCUUCCUGAACAUGAGCUCGGAGUCGAAACUGUGUCCCGCUGCCGAAAUUUAUGGUGGACGCUCUAUGUGAUGGAUCGACAUGUCUCAUCCUCACUAGGUCUGCCUAUGACUACCCAAGACAGUGAUAUUACGACAACCCUCAACCCCGCCCCCGCCGGCUCGCGCCCAGAUGCCACUCUCAGUCUACAUGUGAAGUUGUCCUAUCUAUUUUCUUCCAUAUUAACAUCCAUCUAUAAAAACGAGAAAACCGAGCUAGGCAUUUUCCUUGAAAAGACUCGAACUAUUCUACAGACGAUGACCAUAUAUGCACGGGAGAUAGAGAACAUGGUUCAUCCAAAGUCUACGACCUCCGUGGAGACCAUGCCAAAGGGCACACGAUACAUCACAUUGUUGUAUCACCAGUGCGUCCUUGUAGCCACCCGACCACUGCUCUUGUCAGUUCUCAAGGAACGAUUAGAAAGACUUGGAGACAUAGGACAUCGAGAAGAUGACUGGCGGAGCUUUUUAGCACCAACAAAAGCUUUGAUAUCAACUGGAAUCAAGUCAGCGAUUCAAACUCUCCAAAUUCUGACCGAUGAAGACAGCCUUCUUGGUAAGAAUCUUCUCAUCUAG
Molecule: messenger RNA, 1542 nt
Organism: Penicillium brevicompactum
Lineage: Eukaryota; Fungi; Ascomycota; Eurotiomycetes; Eurotiales; Aspergillaceae
Product: fungal specific transcription factor domain-containing protein
Exons: 6
Coding region: 1-1542 (513 amino acids)
Biological process (GO): positive regulation of transcription by RNA polymerase II; DNA-templated transcription
Cellular component (GO): nucleus
Molecular function (GO): sequence-specific DNA binding; zinc ion binding
Source: RefSeq, a predicted model, not a curated record